AUGGCUGGUCCUACCUCUGAGAACCGAGUGGCACUGGACAUUGUGCAUCCAGUCCGUGUGGAUGCAGGGGGCUUCUUCCUGUCCUACGAGCUGUGGCCACGUGCACUGCGCAAGCGGGACGUGUCUGCUCGGCACAGCACACCGGCCUACUAUGAAUUGCUGUACCGUGGGCGAGAGCUGCGCUUCAACUUGACCACCAACCAGCACCUGCUGGCUCCGGGCUUCGUGAGAGAGACACGGCGGCAUGGAGGCCUGGGCCACACACACAUCCAAGUCCACAGUCCUGCCUGCCACCUGCUCGGUGAGGUGCAAGACCCUCAGCUUGAGGGUGGCCUGGCUGCUAUCAGCGCCUGCCAGGGCUUGAAAGGAGUGUUCCAGCUCUCCAACGAGGAAUACUUCAUUGAGCCUCUGGAUGAAGUCCCAGCACGACCCGGCCACGCACAGCCCCAUGUGGUCUACAAGCGACAAGCCCCCAAGAGACAAGCGGAGUGGAAUGUCUCCAGGACUCCAGGCACCUGUGGGGUACAAGCCUCCCAGGAGCUGGAGUCACGGCGAGAGCGCUGGGAACAGCGGUGGCAGCGGCAGAGACCAAGGCGUUUGCACCAGCGCUCGGUCAGCAAGGAGAAGUGGGUGGAGACCCUGGUGGUAGCCGAUGCCAAAAUGGUGGAGUACCACGGGCAGCCGAAUGUUGAGAACUAUGUGCUGACCAUCAUGAACAUGGUGGCCGGCCUGUUCCAUGACCCCAGCAUUGGGAACCCCAUCCACAUCACUGUCGUGCGCCUGGUUCUGCUGGAAGAGGAGCAGGAGGACCUAAAAAUCACACACCACGCAGACAACACCCUGAGGAGCUUCUGCAAGUGGCAGAAGAACAUCAACAUGAAGGGAGACACCCACCCCCUGCACCACGACGCUGCCAUCCUGCUCACCAGGAAGGACCUGUGUAUGGCCAUGAAUGAGCCCUGCGAGACCCUCGGCCUGUCCCACGUGUCAGGCAUGUGCCAGCCACACCGGAGCUGCAACAUCAACGAGGACACAGGCCUGCCCUUGGCCUUCACCGUGGCCCAUGAGCUUGGGCACAGUUUUGGCAUUCAGCAUGACGGAAACGGCAAUGACUGUGAGCCCGUUGGGAAACGGCCUUUCAUCAUGUCUCCACAGCUCCUGUACGACGCCAUUCCCCUCACCUGGUCCCGCUGCAGCCGCGAGUACAUCACCAGGUUCCUUGACCGGGGCUGGGGCCUGUGUCUGGAUGACCCUCCCACCAAGGACAUCCUAGACUCUCCCUUGUUGCCGCCCGGGGUCCUCUAUGAUGCAAGCCACCAGUGCCGCCUACAGUACGGGUCCUACUCUACCUUCUGCGAAGACAUGGACAAUGUCUGCCACACUCUCUGGUGCUCCGUGGGCAUCACCUGUCACUCCAAGCUGGAUGCAGCCGUGGAUGGCACCAAGUGUGGGGAGAGCAAGUGGUGUCUCAGUGGGGAGUGUGUUCCUGUGGGCCUCCAGCCUGAGGCUGUGGAUGGUGGCUGGUCCGGCUGGAGCUCCUGGUCCGUCUGUUCACGGAGUUGUGGCAUAGGUGUGCAAAGCUCUGAACGACAGUGCACACAGCCGUUGCCCAAGUACAAGGGUAAAUACUGUGUGGGUGAGCGUAAGCGUUACCGCUUGUGCAACGUGGAGGCCUGUCCACGCGACCGCCCCUCCUUCCGCCAUGUCCAGUGCAGCCACUUUGAUGCUAUGCUGUACAAAGGCCACCUGCACACUUGGGUGCCUGUGGUCCAUGUUGAGAACCCUUGCGAGCUGCACUGCCAGCCCUUGAAAGAGCACUUUUCGGAGAAAUUGCGGGACGCCGUGAUUGACGGCACCCCCUGCUACCAGGGCCAGGCCAGCCGGGACCUCUGCAUCAACGGCAUCUGCAAGAACGUCGGCUGUGACUUCGAGAUUGACUCGGGAGCCGAGGAGGACCGCUGCGGUGUGUGCCAUGGGAAUGGCUCCACCUGUCACACUGUGAGCCAGACCUUUGAUGAAGCCAGCGGCCUGGGGUACGUGGACGUGGGGCUGAUUCCAGCUGGGGCACGUGAGAUCCGCAUCGAGGAGCUGGCAGAGGCUGCCAACUUCCUGGCUCUGCGGGGCGAAGACCCGGAGAAGUACUUCCUCAACGGUGGCUGGGCCAUCCAGUGGGCCGGGAACUACCACGUGGCAGGCACAACCUUCACCUACUCACGCACCGGCAACUGGGAGAACCUCACAGCGCCCGGCCCCACUGCUGAGCCAGUGUGGAUCCAGCUGCUUUUCCAAGAGAACAAUCCUGGGGUACGCUAUGAGUACACCAUCCACAGGGAGGCAGACAGCCAUGGCGAGAACCAGCUGCCGGAGUUCUCCUGGCACUUCGCACCCUGGACCAAGUGCACUGUCACCUGUGGCACAGGCAUGCAGAGGCAGAGCGUUUACUGCAUGGAGGAGCAGGUGGGGCCCGUGGACGAGGAGCACUGUGAUCCCCUGGACCGACCUGAUGACCGCCAGAGGAAGUGCAGCGAGGACCCCUGCCCGGCUCGGUGGUGGGCAGGAGAGUGGCAGCCGUGCUCCCGCUCCUGUGGGCCCAGGGGCUUCUCCCGCCGGACGGUGCUGUGUAUUCGCAGUGUGGGGCUGGACGAGCAGAGCGCCCUGGAGCCGAGUGCCUGUGAGCACCUCCCGCGGCCCUCCAUCGAGACCCCCUGCAACCAUGAUGUGCUCUGCCCGGCCACCUGGGCUGUGGGGAACUGGUCUCAAUGCCCGGUGACAUGUGGGGCGGGCAUUCACCACCGAGUUGUCCUCUGCACGAAUGACACCGGUAUCCCCUGCGAUGAGGGCCAUCGGCCAGCAAGUGAGACUACAUGCAUCCUGCCGCCUUGCCCACGGCCCCUGCGCUUGCUGGGCUCAGAAGGUUCCGGCAGUGGUGGCUCCAGCCAGGAGCUCUUCAACGAGGUGGACUUCAUCCCCCGGCGCCCGGUCCCCCACCCAGUGCCCCACUCCACGCUGGAGCCCACAAGCAUGGGCAAUGCCAUCACCGAGGAUGACCUGGAGCCUAGCCCCAUGGGGCCCGUGUUUGUUGAUGAUUUCUACUAUGACUACAAUUUCAUUAACUUCCACGAGGACUUGUCCUAUGGGACCCUGGAGGAGCUGGGCCCAGGCCUGGCAGGCACCCCCUCACCCCUGGGCAUUCCCAUACCUGCCACAGAGCCUUCUGCAGCCAAGGACAAGGGUGACCUGAGAGAUUGGUCUCCUAUCCCCUCACCCAGCCAGGCUGACCACUUUCUGCCCCCACCCUCAGAGCAAGCCCCAGCCCCAGAGAGUCCCUUGUCCAAUUUCUUACCUGAGAAAAAAGCCCCCAUCAGGGUGGGGGACCUUGAGCUCCCUGGCUCACUCUGGCCCCCUGGUUCUGUCACCCCUGGAAGCCAGGAUAAGUUCAUGCAGGAGGCUGAGAGGCAGAGCCCCCUGCCCCCUUCAUGGUGGGAGAGGACCCAUGAAGUUACUGCCGAUGAUGAGGAGUCCUUAGGUCAUGGGGAGCAUCUGCUGCCCCACAGCCCUGGCCCCACGCUGCCCUCCUUGUCCCCCACCAAGAUCACUCACACCUCUCGUAGUCCCAGUGAGGUAGAGCUGUGGACACAAGAGACCAUGGCCUGGGAUCCAGCUCUGAAGGGUAGCCUGGGACCUGUGGACAGUGAGCUGGGACCCACCACUGUGGGAGCAGCCACUUCUCCCUCUCCUCCCAUAGCCACUCUGUCAGUGACCCCGGGCCAGAGCAGCCUUCUGGAUUCAGCGGCUCCCACCCUUUCAGCUCUGGGACUGGCCCCAGGGGAGCCACAGACACCGACGAUGCCCAGGGCCUCCCUUCAAACGGCCUUGCCUGGCCUAGAGCGGACGUCCUCAAUGGCCACGCUGAACCCCCCUGAGACGCCCAGCUCUGAGAUGGGCCUAAACUCCACACUGUUGUCCAUACUUGCUCUGGACACUUCCUCCAGCACCAGAGCCCCUGCGGCCCAACCUCCAGACACCAGCCCAACUGAGCAGGGGACCCCUGCAGACGUGCCAGCUGCCAAGAAUGCCAGCUGGGAAGUGGGGAACUGGAGUGAGUGCUCCACCACCUGCGGCCUGGGUGCUGUCUGGAGGCUUGUGCGAUGCAGCUCUGGCCGGGAGGAGGACUGCACCCCCGCCGCCAGGCCCCAGCCUGCCCGCCACUGCCACCUGCGACCCUGUGCCGCUUGGCACACUGGCAACUGGAGUAAGUGUUCCCGCAACUGUGGUGGCGGUGUCUCAGUUCGCGAAGUGCAGUGUGUGGACACGAGGGACCUCCGGCCAUUGCGGCCCUUCCAUUGCCAGCCCGGGCCCACCAAGCCACCAGCCCGCCAGCCCUGUGGGGCCCAGCCCUGCCUCAGCUGGUACACCUCUUCCUGGAGGGAGUGCUCUGAGGCCUGUGGCGGUGGUGAGCAGCAACGGCUGGUGACUUGCCCGGAGCUGGGGCUCUGUGAGGAGGCCCUAAGACCUAACACCACUCGUUCCUGCAACGCCCACCCCUGCACGCAGUGGGUGGUGGGACCCUGGGGCCAGUGCUCAGCCCUGUGCGGUGGUGGCAUCCAGCGGCGCCUGGUCAAGUGUGUCAAUACCCAGACAGGACUGCCCGAGGAGGACAAUGACCAGUGUGACCACGAGCCCUGGCCGGAGAGUUCCCGGCCAUGUGGCACCCAGGACUGUGAGCCGGCUGAGACCCCACGCUGUGAUCGCGACCGGCUGUCCUUCAGUUUCUGCGAGACGCUGCGUCUGCUCGGUCGCUGCCAGCUGCCCACGGUCCGCGCCCAGUGCUGCCGCUCAUGCCCCCCACCAGGCGGUGCCUCGUCCCGCGGCCACCAGAGGGUUGCCCGCCGCUGA
Elephantulus edwardii (Cape elephant shrew) is the source of this 4896-nucleotide messenger RNA. RefSeq names its product ADAM metallopeptidase with thrombospondin type 1 motif, 7 (gene ADAMTS7). The record is from RefSeq and is a predicted model, not a curated record. NCBI's taxonomy places the organism in Eukaryota, Metazoa, Chordata, Mammalia, Macroscelidea, Macroscelididae. The transcript has 24 exons. Gene Ontology annotation, cellular component: extracellular matrix. Gene Ontology annotation, molecular function: metalloendopeptidase activity. Bases 1 to 4896 code for a protein of 1631 amino acids. Gene Ontology annotation, biological process: extracellular matrix organization; proteolysis.